This is a messenger RNA of Pteronotus mesoamericanus, 7269 nucleotides long. It is a transcript of the gene RAB3GAP2, whose product is annotated as RAB3 GTPase activating non-catalytic protein subunit 2. The coding region runs from base 112 to 4305 and encodes 1397 amino acids. Gene Ontology annotation, biological process: regulation of GTPase activity. The record is from RefSeq and is a predicted model, not a curated record. The transcript is spliced from 35 exons. Lineage: Eukaryota; Metazoa; Chordata; Mammalia; Chiroptera; Mormoopidae.
CCCCGCCCCUGCGCGGCUGAAGCUGUCCGGGCUGGGCUGUGGCCGCGAGGGGUGGCGGGGGGCAGGGCGUGGUCAGGUAAGGUGCGUGCACCAGCGGGGCUCCCCGCAGCCAUGGCCUGUUCCAUUGUCCAGUUCUGCCACUUCCAGGACCUCCAGGCCGCCCGCGACUUCCUCUUCCCUCACCUGCGGGAGGAGACCUCCAUCGGCGCCCUGCGGAGGGACCCCAGUAAAUCAACGAACUGGGAAGAUGAUGGUUGGGGAGCAUGGGAAGAAACAGAACGCCAAGAGCCUGAAGAAGAAGGAAAUACUUGCAAAGCACAGAAAACUUCAUGGCUUCAAGACUGUGUUUUAUCCUUGUCUCCAACCAAUGAUCUUAUGGUCCUGGCUUGGGGGCAAAAAGCUGUAUUUCUAGUGCCAAAAUGGAAAUAUAGUGAUAAAGGAAAGGAAGAAAUGCAAUUUGCUGUUGGUUGGAGUGGCUCUUUAAAUGUUGAAGAAGGGGAAUGUGUAACCAGUGCUCUGUGCAUCCCACUGGCGAGCCAGAAGAGGAGUUCCACCGGGCGUCCCGACUGGACCUGCACUGUGCUGGGCUUCACCUCUGGUUCCGUGCGCUUCUACACGGAGAAUGGGGUGCUCUUGCUCGCACAACUUCUGAAUGAGGACCCGGUGCUGCAGCUGAAGUGCAGGACGUACGAAAUCCCCCGACACCCUGGCGUGACCGAGCAGAAUGAAGAGUUGAGUAUCUUAUAUCCAGCUGCCAUUGUGACUAUCGAUGGAUUUAGCCUUUUUCAGUCUCUUCGUGCCUGUCGAAAUCAAGUAGCAAAAGCUGCAGCAUCAGGCAAUGAGAACAUACAACCACCACCACUAGCUUAUAAGAAAUGGGGUCUACAAGACAUCGACACCAUUAUUGAUCAUGCUAGUAUUGGCAUUAUGACGCUGUCGCCUUUUGAUCAGAUGAAGACUGCCUCCAAUAUAGGCGGAUUUAAUGCAGCCAUUAAAAACAGCCCGCCUGCCAUGUCGCAGUAUAUCACUGUAGGGUCCAACCCGUUUACCGGCUUCUUCUACGCUUUGGAGGGAAGCACACAGCCGUUGUUGUCUCACGUGGCCCUGGCCGUCGCCAGCAAACUCACCUCCGCCUUGUUUAAUGCCGCCAGUGGUUGGCUUGGCUGGAAGAGCAAGCACGAGGAAGAAGCUGCCCCGAAGCAGAAGCCAAAGGUGGAACCGGCCACCCCGCUGGCUGUCAGAUUUGGGCUUCCAGAUUCUAGACGCCAUGGUGAAAGCAUAUGUGUGUCUCCAUGCAACACACUGGCGGCAGUAACGGAUGAUUUUGGCAGAGUUAUUUUAUUGGAUGUAGCCAGAGGAAUUGCAAUACGCAUGUGGAAAGGGUAUCGGGACGCCCAGAUUGGUUGGAUCCAAAUUGUAGAGGACCUCCACGAAAGGGUCCCAGAAAAGGCGGAUUCUUCCCCGUUUGGAAACGCUCAGGGUCCCAGUCGUGUCGCUCAGUUCCUGGUCAUCUACGCCCCGAGGCGGGGGAUUCUGGAAGUGUGGAGCACACAGCAGGGGCCCCGAGUGGGGGCCUUCAACGUGGGCAAGCACUGUAGGCUCCUGUAUCCUGGCUACAAAAUAAUGGGCUUGAAUAAUGUCACCAGUCAGAGUUGGCAGCCACAGACUUACCAGAUCUGCCUGGUCGAUCCCGUGUCUGCAAGUGUGAAAACGGUGACCGUCCCUUUCCACCUGGCCCUGAGCGACAAGAAGAGCGAACGUGCCAAGGACAUGCACCUGGUGAAGAAACUAGCCGACCUACUGAAAACAAAGUCCCCCAGCCUUGAUUUGGUUGAAACCGAAAUAAAGGAAGUAAUUCUCGAUAUUAAGUACCCCGCAACCAAAAAGCAGGCUUUGGAAAGCAUUUUGGCAAGUGAACGUUUACCAUUUUCCUGCCUUAGAGAUGUCACGCAGACUCUUGUGGACACUUUAAAAAAUCAAGAACUUGAGUCUGUUGACGAGGGGCUGCUGCAGUUUUGUGCCAAUAAACUGAAAUUGCUCCAUCUUUAUGAGUCUGUCAGUCAGUUCAACUCCCUCGGUCGUCAUUCGGACACAUCGCUCUCCGAUCAUGACUUGGCUGUCUUACUAAGGCUUGACGAAAACGAACUCCUUAAGCUCCAGACGUUGUUAGAGAAGUACAAGCAAGAGACUGCCAGGACUGGGGUUCGAUUUUCUGACGAUGCGGACGGCACGUGGCCUGUGAAGACAUUCCUGGAAUACUUAGAGUGUGAGAAGGACGUGAUCAGCGUGAAGAAGAUAAGUGAAGAGGAGUACGUGGCCUUAGGCAGUUUCUUCUUUUGGAAGUGUCUGCAAGGAGAAAGCUCCACUGAGGACAUGUGUCGCACUUUGGAGUCAGCUGGACUCAGCCCUCAGCUGCUGCUGUCUCUGCUCCUGAGUGUCUGGCUUUCUAAGGAAAAGGACAUUCUGGAGAAGCCACAGUCUGUCUGCUGUCUCCACAUGAUGCUGUCCCUCCUGAGCAGGAUGAAAGUGGCCCUCGACGACUCGUGGGACUCGCAGUCCGUGUCUCCUUGGUGGCAGCAGAUGCGUGCAGCUUGCAUCCAGUCGGAGAACAACGGGGCCGCCCUGCUGUCUGCGCACGUGGGGCACGCUGUCGCCGCGCAGAUGUCCACCGGCGGGACCGAGAGGAAGUGUUCCCCGACAGCGCCGGGCGCGGACGCCGAGGCCCUCACGGACUCCUGGGAGGCCCUCUCCCUGGACACCGAGUACUGGAAGCUCCUGCUCAAGCAGCUGGAGGACUGCCUCACGCUCCAGACGCUGCUCCACAGCAGGGCGGGCGCGCGCCCCUCCAGGGCGCCAGCGCUGCCCGCGGAGCCGCUGCCCCGGCUCUCCGUUAAGAAGCUGCUCGAAGGAGGCAAAGGUGGCAUCGCAGACAGCGUGGCCAAGUGGGUGUUUAAACAGGACUUGAGCCCGGAAGUGUUAAAGCUGGCUCACAAAGAAAGAGAUGCAGACAACCCAGACGAACCCAAAGAAGGUAUUCACAGAGGUUUACUUGAGGCGUCCGCGGCGGAUGUGGACUUGGGAGCCAUACCAGACCUGCUGCGGGCGGUCUACGAGCAGUUCCCGUGCAGCCUGGAGCUGGACGUGCUGCACACGCACUGCUGCUGGGAGUGCGUGGUCCAGUGGAACAAGGACCCGGAGGAAGCACGUUUUUUUGUUAGGUCUAUAGAACACUUGAAGCACAUUGGCAAUGCACAUAUUCAGAAUGGUGUUGCUCUGAUGAUGUGGAACACGUUCUUGGUUAAAAGGUUUUCUGCAGCUGCGUACUUGAUGGAUAAGGUUGGAAAAUCGCCGAAGGAUAGGCUAUGCCGAAGGGACGUGGGCAUGAGCGACACGGCGCUGACCUCCUUCCUCGGCUCCUGCCUGGAUCUGCUGCAGACGCUGAUGGAGGCAGACGUGAGCAGGGACGAGAUGCAGGAGCCAGUCCUGGACACCGAGGAUGCCUGGCUCGCGGCCGAGGGGCCCGUCUCCAUCGUGGAGCUGGCCCUCGAGCAGAAGCACAUCCACUACCCGCUGGUGGAGCACCACUCCGUCCUCUGCUCCAUCCUGUACGCGGUGAUGAGGUUUGCUCUGAAGGCAGUGAAGCCACUGUCGCUUUUUGAUAGUAAGGGGAAAAAUGCAUUUUUCAAAGACCUGACUUCAAUACAGUUACUGCCUAGUGGGGAAAUGGAUCCAAACUUUAUUUCAAUACGACAGCAGUUCUUACUGAAAGUUGUCAGUGCCGCUGUCCAGGCCCAACAUUCGGGUGCAAAGGACAAAGACACCUCAGAAGAGGCACCAGGCACUCCCUUUAGGAAAGACCAGGAUUGGCCAGCCCUCGCCGUGGACUUGGCCCAUCACCUCCAAGUCAGUGAAGAUGUCGUGCGGAGGCAUUACGUGGGGGAACUCUACAACUACGGAGCCGACCACCUGGGAGAGGAGGCCAUGCUCCAGGUUCACGACAAGGAGGUCCUCGCCUCCCAGCUGCUGGUGGUGACGGGGCAGAGGCUGGCGCACGCGCUGCUGCGCACGCAGACGAAGGAGGGCAUGGAGCUGCUGGCCGGGCUGCCGCCCACGCUGUGCACUUGGCUGAAAGCGAUGGACCCCCAGGAUCUUCAAAACACGGAAGUGCCCAUUGCAACAACAGCUAAACUGGUCCAUAGAGUAAUUGAGCUUUUGCCCGAAAACCACGGGCAGUACAGUUUAGCCUUACACCUCUUCGAAGCCGUGGAAGCCAUACCCCUCCCUCCCGCAGGGCCCUGCCUAUGACAGGCUCCCCCGCGUGCCUGGCACGCCGAUCAGCGCAUGGCGAUUUUACACAGCGGCGGCCGGGCUUCGUGGAGGAGGGUGUUUUUUUUUUUCCUUUUGUAAAAUGAAUUUAAAUAUAUAUUAUAUAUAACUUUUAAAAAGUACAGUCCUGGCUAAAUUCCACUCCUUUGGUAAAAUAUAAACAGAUAUCAAUUAUACUAUUAACUACUCAUACAGAUGUUUUACUGUUUAUUUCUAAUUCAAGCACUUAAGUAGCUUUAUUGUUGAAUUUUGCUAUUUAAAAUGGGUUAUAAUUUACAGAUUAUGUUCUUAUGAUGAGAUUCUAUAUUUCAUACUCAAAUGUUAUUGUUCUAAGGAAGUUUCGGUGUGGUCAUGUAAAUAGAGUCCCAUCGGUAAAGUCAGAGAAACAUCCCACUGUCCUGUGACAACUGUUGGGAGGAGGCUUUUGUCCCCGCUCACACCCCCGCUGGAUGGCCCCCCGGAGUGCUGGAGGCUGGCAGGCGCCUUUCCCAGAGGGCAUUCGGCCGCCAUCAGAGGACAGCGGCUGUGGGAAGGGAUAACGUGUUCAAGAUCGUCACAGUCAUCAGGAGGACAUGGAACAGGACCCUUGUCCUAGUACCAAAGCACCUGUCUGUACUUGCCAAAACUGCGAAUCUGAGAUGCGGGCAACACACCAAAAUUAAUUAUAAUACAAGGUAAGAUUUGCUUUUUGCCAAGAUUCAAAGUUCUCUCCACAUCAGGUAUGAAUUGUAAAAAUGUAUUAUCUUGUAAAACAUGUUUUAAAAAAGGGGCAAAGAUGCUAAAAAUUUAAGUCCUAACUUUAUUUUUAGAAACGUCUGCUUCUGAGAUUUGAUAAUGUUACGUAUCUGUUCUUGGGAACAGUAGAGAAAAUGCUUAGUGACAUCGCAGCUUUAGUAAACCUACCUCACAGCUGGGUGGAGAGGAUGAACUACAACUGACUUUAAUCCCUAUAGUGCCUAGCGCAGUCCAAGUGCUGGAUAAUUAUUUGAUUAAAACCGAAUUAACCAAAACUCUAAAAAGUGCUUUGAGCUCUACCAAUACCAAGUAUGUAUUAUGGUGUAUCUCUGGAAUGUAGCCAUACAGUGCAAUUACUGAUACCUGUCCUGGAUCACAGUUGUCAUUCAUAGUGAUCAUUGUGAUACAGAAGUUUGUUUCUUCACUCCCUUGUGAGAAGCCAACUCUAGCAAUUGUACAAAGUUCAGGAGACAGUGUCUGAGGAUAUCCCAAUGUGAAUUCUUUUUACCUAAAAGAUCACAUCCAAAUAAGAACUUCCCUGUCUAAAACUGAAUUAUUUUUUAAUUUAUAAUCUCGAAAAAUAAAUAUGUAGGAUGAUUGGAGUAUACAAGGUGCAGGCCUGUAAGUCUGACUGAGGUGCAUGCGUGCGGGCAGGCUCCAUGAAGGAUCUCACAGGCAGGUCCAGCCUCCGGGCCUCUGUCUGACUCCUCGCCCCACCCAGGCACAGACACGUGACCGCCUGUGAGCCUACGGAGCUUCCGACAGUCCCUUGUUAUAGACAUUUUCAAAGACUGGUUCUUUCUGUGACUUCCUAAAUAUUCUGGAAGUAAUUAUAAACUUUGGAAGCUGGUUUAAAAACAUAGAAUUCCAGGCGUUUUUAAAGAUUAAAUCUUCACUUUGAUUCCACAUCAUCUGGGGAAGGGGGCACCUAAUCAACAUUUCAGCUAAUGGAACUGGUUUAACACACAAUCAAAUGUGAGGAUUGUUGAGAAUAAGCAGAAAUACGGCAAAGAACCUAACAAAUCAUCAAGUCUCUAGCUGGACCAGUAAUCCUAGAAUUUACCACUCAUAGAAUUUUAAAAUUGAAUUCUGAGAUGUAGGGUUAAAAACAGUUAAAUAUUUCACUAUUUCAUCAAGGGCUUUUAAAAUAAACCUGUACAUUUGAUAGAAGAAAGACAAAUAAACAGCUCUGUGCAGGCCAGCCUCGCUUCACUGCACUUCAGAUGCCGAGCUUUUACAGGUGGAAGGCAAGACCACCAGCAGAGCGACGAGGACUGACCUUAGCUAGCGUGCUACUCACGUUACCGCGGCGGCCUGGGACGGACCCUGGAGGUCUGGCUCUGACCCGCGGUCGCCGAGGUCUGCCUGCCCUGCACCCGUUCCGUAUCUAGGAAGAGCCUCAAAUCCAGGAAUGAGGUUCGGUGUCGAGCGGUUGGUUCUGAAGCAAAGGGCCUGCUACACUUAGGGGCACUUACUGCUGGGAGGCCCACAGCUGGUAGCGAUUUCCUGGAUCCGCUCUCCCCCACACCGCUCAUCAUUAGCAUUUCAGAGGCCUGGGGUGCCUGUUACAUUCCAUCGUCUAACGGAAGGAGAACGCACGUUCACAUAGACACACUUUCAACAUUGCAGGUUGUGUUUAGAUGUAGACUCCCAAGAGCCAGGAUAAACGUAGAUAAAGAGGAACGCAUCAGGCUUCUAAAUGCUCCCUACCUUUACAAGAAGGAAAAUAAAUGGAGAAAAAAGUAUUUCACCUCAGUUAUAAAAAUUCAUCUUAGGCCAAAGUAACCAUUGUUACAUUUAAAUUGCUUUGUUUAAGAAAAAAAUGAUUAAUUGCAAUUUAAAGUCACAGAAAUCUCAGAUUUAGUAACGCUAAGCUUACAUGGACUAUAACAUUCAGUUAGAUGUUGCUGUGCUUCAUUUAAUUUUUAAGAGACACACACUUUCAAAGUACUGAUAGCAAUAGGGAAAGCCCUCUCUCGCCCUGGCAGGAAUGGAUUUGUUGGACUUAUAAAAGUUUGAGUUCUGCUGAGUAGAAUUAGCUAUCCCUAGGAAGAUUUUGAUCCAAUACCGAGUUGUUUAUAAAAUCCUCUAUUAUCUAAUGUAAUGUACUGUAAGUAGUGAAAUUCUGUAUAUACUGAUGUUUUCUGUGUCUGUUCAUUGUUGUGAAUUUAUGUAUAUUAGUGGAAUAAAUUUUCAGCUUUCAUCUUG